Messenger RNA from Haliotis rufescens (red abalone), 417 nucleotides. Its product is annotated as dynein heavy chain-like. The record is from RefSeq and is a predicted model, not a curated record. NCBI's taxonomy places the organism in Eukaryota, Metazoa, Mollusca, Gastropoda, Lepetellida, Haliotidae. The transcript has a single exon. Bases 1 to 417 code for a protein of 138 amino acids.
AUGAACCAUACCACCUUCUAUACCAUGAACCAUACCAUCUUCUACACCAUGAACCAUACCAUCCUCUACACCAUGAACCAUAUCAUCUUCUACACCAUGAACCAUACCAUCUUCUACACCAUGAACCAUACCAUCUUCUACACCAUGAUUCAUACCAUCUUCUAUACCAUGAACCAUACCAUCUUCUACACCAUGAACCAUACCAUCUUCUACACCAUGAACCAUACCAUCUUCUACACCAUGAACCAUACCAUCUUCUACACCAUGAACCAUACCAUCUUCUACACCAUGAACCAUACCAUCUUCUGUACCAUGAACCAUACCAUCCUUAACACCAUCUUCAAUACUAUCAGCUCUAUCAUCUUUCUAUACCAUGAGCCACACUAUUGUCAGGGCAAUACAAUCUUUCCUACCUGA